Elgaria multicarinata webbii is the source of this 1233-nucleotide messenger RNA. It is a transcript of the gene DCAKD, whose product is annotated as dephospho-CoA kinase domain containing. The record is from RefSeq and is a predicted model, not a curated record. The coding region runs from base 115 to 804 and encodes 229 amino acids. The transcript is spliced from 5 exons. Gene Ontology annotation, molecular function: dephospho-CoA kinase activity; ATP binding. Lineage: Eukaryota; Metazoa; Chordata; Lepidosauria; Squamata; Anguidae. Gene Ontology annotation, biological process: coenzyme A biosynthetic process.
UUUAAUUGACGCAGACCAUCAUGCACUUUUUUAAAAUCAUGCACUCAAGGAAGAUAUUCUUCUGUAUUUUGCCACCUUAACAAAUCAAUUCAGAUUGCCAACCAUCAGAGCAGGAUGUUUUUGGUGGGACUAACAGGUGGCAUCGCAUCAGGAAAAAGCACAGCAGUAGCUGUGCUACAGGAACUCGGAUGUGCUGUUAUCGAUGCUGAUGUUGUAGCCCGGCAAGUGAUCCAGCCACACUUCCUGGCAUACCAGCGUAUCGUUCAUUCCUUUGGUCCUGAAAUACUCUUGGUCAGUGGCGAGAUCAACCGCGAAGCUCUAAGGAACAUAAUUUUCUCCCAGCCAGAAAAACGUCAGCUGCUAAACUCCAUCACUCAUCCUGAGAUCCAGAAGGAGAUGCUAAAACAAAUCCUGAAAUACUUCUUGUUGGGCUACCGCUAUGUGAUCCUGGACAUCCCCCUCCUCUUUGAAAUCAACACGCUGACCAGGUUCAUGAAAUAUACAGUUCUUGUGUACUGUGACCCACAGAUCCAGCUGUCCCGUUUGAUGAGCAGGAAUGGGCUGACUCUAGUGGAGGCAGAAGCAUGCAUUGCUGCCCAGCUGCCCAUCUCCCAGAAAGUCAAACUGGCUGAUCACAUAAUCGACAACUCAGGAGAUGUUGAGGCCAUGAGACAGCAGGUCCUGAAGUUGCACACUUUAUUAGAAGACUCCUUGGACUUCCUUCUGGUGCGCCUGUUGGCAGCCACUGUAGUGGCUGGUGUUGGUGGCCUUGUGUAUUUUUUCCUUUGGCAACUCAUGUCUUAACUUGGCUUUCUUUCUUGCUAAAAUUAGAUCAAACCCUUACACAGUGAAUCUUCUGUGUUGGAAAUAGAAAUCCAGAUCCCAAAGCUGCUUCAACCAAUUGAAUACAGAUGACUAAAACAUACACACACAUAGGCACACACACCAGGCUGUUGUUUAAAAUCAUAUUUUAAAACCAUAUUUCUUUCCAUAGAUCAUAUAAAGUGAAAGGAGGCCUCAUUCCCUCCAAAGUGGCUUUUGGCUUUCUUUAUACUGCUCCUGCAAAAGAUUAGUCAUGUUUGAAGAGGGGAUGUGGGUUUCCUUUGGGCAUAGAUCUUUUGGUCUUCUGGGUUAGGGGCUGUGGGUAUGGAACAUCAAAACACAAUUCUCAUAUUUAUUUAUUUGUUUAUUUAUUGUAAAACUGUUAUCAAAGGACACAUGAGUGUCACUUCA